CCAGGCAGAGAGGAGAGCCUAAAAUCGAGAUUUUCGAAACCCACUAAUCUUCCAAGAUUGAAGAACAAGGAAAGAGCCGACUCACUUUAAAGCUUAAUUGCGUCAUAUGCACCUAUUUACGUAGUAUUAUACAUCUUGAGGGGCAAGCACAAAACCACCGUUGUUCUACUAUCUUCCACAACAUCACUCCGGUUUUCCUAGAGAGAGAAAGGUGAUUCAUGGGAUUCCUUUGCAAUCAGUUUCUGUUGUUUUGGGGAUGGAUUGGAUGCUUGUGUGUGUUGGGUGAUCGCAGCGAUGAUGCACUGAUAUCACCAGAAGCUUCCGUAGUUAAAGUGGGACUCAGGCUUGUAGUUUAAGAUCAAUUACGCAAGUUGACUGCUCUUCCCUCGUUAUACCUGGCAGACUUUCUUAUGUUUACUAUUGGAGAGAGGGGAAAGGAAGCUGAUGGUGUUUAAUUAAGGAGAACUAGAAAACAGACUCUUAGUAGGUGUUGACAUGAUCAAGGAAAGAGCUUCUGCCGUCAUCUCUAGAACAAUGAGUCAAUGAUAUUAUUUAGCCAAUUGUUUAUCUUUUUGUUUCUCAAUCAUCUCUUGUAGAAAGCAUGGCCUAUUUUAAUCAGUGAAGUACUGAGACACCUAUGCGGUCCCACAUUAGUGUCAGUCACGCCGGGACAAGGAUACUUUGGAGACACGACGGUAUACGUACGGGACACUUCCCUGUUGAUGUUAUUGUAUUUUAAGUGGGGACAAGUGUCUCAAGACUGACACAUGAGGACACCGUGGGGUUCGCUUAUUAAAUUUUGAUAAACUAGUCACUUGUGCCUUAUGAUUUGUCUUUUUAAUGAAUCUUUUGUUAAUCAUGAAGAAUCAUAACUAAUUUUCCAAUUUUCGGUAAUCAUGAAAUUUUUUGCUAAAUUGUUAAAUUUUCCAAUUUUCAUGGAAGAGAUAAUUAACUGAUGUGGGACGAACUCCAACACUCCCCUGAACGUUUGACCUCUGACUCGCAUGUGGAGAGGUGACUUUGAUUUUUUAUGGCCAACCCCGAUAGUGAAAAUGAGAAUGGAUGGAUAGAGAGAGUGAAGGAAGAAGGAGCUGUUCCACUUCUUGAACCAGAAAACUGUCCAAAUGGCUGGGCUUCUCCUCCCGGAGACAUUUUUCGGGUUCGUGGUCCAGAGUACUUCUUGACAAAAGUUAAAAUUCCUGGUGGUGAGUAUCUUUUGAAGCCACUUGGAUUUGAUUGGAUCAAAGGUCCCACAAAGAUUUCAGAGGUCUUAAAAAAUCCGAAAAACCGCGUCAGGAAGGCUCUUGAUGAUGAAUUUCCAACUGGUAAUAAGCCUUGUGUAUGGGCAUUCAAUCUACAAGUCCCAAGCAAGGAUAAUUAUAGUGCGAUUGCAUAUUUCGUAGCCACAGAGCCGAUUCCAGAUGGAUCUUUGAUGGACCAGUUCUUGAAGGGGGAUGAUGGGUUUAGGAAAUCAAGGCUUAAAUUGAUUGCUAAUAUUGUCAAAGGACCUUGGUUAGUUAGAAAAGCAGUAGGGGAGCAAGCUAUAUGUAUAAUUGGACGAGCACUUACUUGCCAGUACUAUGUAGCGGACAAUUUCAUAGAAGUAGAUAUUGAUAUUGGAUCUUCUAUGGUUGCAAGUGCAAUUGUUCAUCUGGCUUUUGGUUACCUAACAACACUUACUGUUGAUCUAGCUUUUCUAAUAGAGAGCCAAACAGACGCAGAGCUUCCGGAACGAAUUUUAGGAGCAGUAAGAUUUUCUGAGCUGAAUGCUGCCGCGGCUAGGCCAGUUGAGCUAUCAUCUGAUGGAAGUGCUGCUAAUUCUCAGUCAUCCCUACCAACGCGGUUUUGGAAUUCCAUUGGGCAGGGCUUCUCCAACUUUCUUGUUUCAGGUGCUCACGAGAGCAACUCUGUAUCUAGCUCAUCACAUGUCAAUGGAGCUGUUGAUCCUGAACAUGGUGGAAAGGAGGUACAGGAAUGAUCAAGUUGGUGCCACCAUUCAUGUAUCAUAAUCAGAGAAGUUGAUCUAGCCAUUGAAGAUUUGUAAAUUUAUUUAUCGAAGGGGGCAUCCAGUUUUUGCAGAAUUGGUUGUCGACUUUCAGAUAUGACUCACUUGUCUUUCAUUUAUUUUUAUCCGGGGGAUUCAAGCAGCCGUGGAUCUCCUCUUUGUCCGAUUUGUGCACUCUCCGAGAUGAUGUUUUAUCCUGGUAUCCGAACCAAUGACAUUUGAACGUUUUCUGUGUCCAUAUGUACAGUGUACAAAAAAUUGCUGUAAAGUUGUGUUCAAUUCCGAAUCCAAUUGUAAGCAUCAUUUGUUGAUUUAUGACAGUUAUUUGUUUCUUCA
Messenger RNA from Rhododendron vialii, 2341 nucleotides. Its product is annotated as protein ENHANCED DISEASE RESISTANCE 2-like. The transcript has 4 exons. The record is from RefSeq and is a predicted model, not a curated record. Lineage: Eukaryota; Viridiplantae; Streptophyta; Magnoliopsida; Ericales; Ericaceae. The coding region runs from base 1031 to 1978 and encodes 315 amino acids.